AUGCCGUCCCUCAAUAGUUGGUAUUGGCGCUUUCUCGAAAACUAUGUCUAUGCUGUGCCAGAGCCUCCUCCACGUCAACGGACCAAACCCAUGCAAGUUCUAUGCGUGGGCCCACCAAGGUCUGGGACUGAGUCGCUCCAAACUGCACUUCUGACACUUGGGUACGAUCACACGUAUCAUGGCUGGGACAUUGUAUAUGAGAACCCCCCUGCAGCAUCAAAGUGGGUACGGCUCUGCCGGAAGAAAUGGUUUGGAUCUGUUGAUGGAAAUACGAACAUCACCAAGGAGGACUUUGAUGAAAUUCUUGGCCAUUGUGUCGCAGUGACGGAUGCAGCGGCAUCCGUCUUUGCUGCCGAACUCAUUGCUGCGUAUCCUGAUGCCAAAGUGGUCCUCAAUUACCGUAAGGACCUGGACGCAUGGCAUGAAAGUGCUAUCAAAACCUUGCUCAGUGUUUGGGAUAGCUGGUUAAUCUUUGCGCUUUCAUGCCUCGGCAAGGAACUCUUUUGGGUGUGGCAUGUCUACAGGCGCUUUAUGUGGCCUGGGUUAUUCCGAGCAUUGGACGGCGAUAUUGACUCGGGAAUAGAGAGAAAUGGAAAAUGGGUCUACAAAGAACACUGCAACAUGAUACGAGGCCUAGUCCCAAAGGAGAGACUUCUGGAAUGGACUGUUCAAGACGGCUGGGAACCUCUGUGCAAGUUCCUGGAUAAGCCAAUUCCAGAUGAACCAUUUCCUCAUGUGAACAAAGCUUCGGGAUGGGAUGACCGUGUAGCCGAAACUAGUAAGAGAUAUAUGUGGAGUGCACUGCCAGGUUUGGCCAUGGUGGCCACUGUUACGGUUGGUUUGGGAGCUGUGGCCUACAAGAUUCUGCUUUGA
This is a messenger RNA of Fusarium graminearum PH-1, 873 nucleotides long. RefSeq lists its product as uncharacterized. The transcript has 3 exons. The record is from RefSeq and is a predicted model, not a curated record. NCBI's taxonomy places the organism in Eukaryota, Fungi, Ascomycota, Sordariomycetes, Hypocreales, Nectriaceae. The coding region runs from base 1 to 873 and encodes 290 amino acids.